This is a messenger RNA of Pseudopipra pipra, 5274 nucleotides long. It is a transcript of the gene SKIC3, whose product is annotated as SKI3 subunit of superkiller complex. Gene Ontology annotation, molecular function: protein binding. Gene Ontology annotation, cellular component: Ski complex. The coding region runs from base 357 to 5048 and encodes 1563 amino acids. The transcript is spliced from 41 exons. Lineage: Eukaryota; Metazoa; Chordata; Aves; Passeriformes; Pipridae. The record is from RefSeq and is a predicted model, not a curated record.
GCCCGGCUUAGUCUGCCGCGGCUUUCCCUGCCGCGAGGGCCGGCGGCCCGGCCUGCGGCGGGCGAGCGGCUGCGCUCGGAGGGACUGCGGGCGCGGAUCGCUUCCCAAGGCGCCCCGCAGGCCCAGGGCCCCGCCCGCGGCCCAGGUUGGGCGGCCUUGCUCCAGGGACUGACCGCCUCCGCGGUGCCAGGCUUUCCGCUGAAGCGACGUGUAUUUUCUCCGUAGGUGGCAGUGGGGCUCCUGCUGGACAGUGCCCGCGGCAGGGUGCGGUUUUGAUGAGCGAGACGUCACUGCCUUCAUAAAAGCAAAUUUAUCUCCAGGAGCUGCUGAGCAAUGCAAGUUCAACAGCAGCCACAAUGUCAAAUAAAGAGGUGAAAGCAGCAUUAAAGAGUGCUAGAGAUGCAAUACGAAAUAAAGAAUAUAAGGAAGCCUUAAAACAUUGCAAGGCAGUCUUGAAGCAAGAAAAAAAUAAUUACAAUGCUUGGGUAUUCAUUGGCCUGGCAGCUGCUGAGUUAGAGCAACCUGAUCAGGCCAAAGGAGCAUAUAAGAAGGCUAUUGAACUUGAACCAAACCAGUUACUGGCAUGGCAGGGAUUAGCAAAUUUAUAUGAGAAACCCAACCAAACAGAUGUCAAAGGAGACUUAGCAGAUGUUUACCAAAAACUCUUGGAACUCUACAAAAGUGGUGACAAACAGAAAUGGUGUGAUGUAUGUAACAAGCUUGUGGAACUAUAUCAUCAAGAAAAAAAGUAUUUAGAGGUGGCUGAAACAUGGCAGAAACUAAUACAAAUGAGACAGGAGGAAGGUGCAGAAAAGGCAGAGCUUCAUCAGCUUUGGAAGAAGAUGAUCCAGUUACUGAAAGACGGUACAAGGAACCAGGAUAAUAAGACUGAGCAGUUGCUUUUGACCGCAUUUGAACAUGCAGUGAACUCUGCUGACACCAUUCCUGGCGAAGACCACCAAAAUCUUUACAAAGACUUUAUCCAGUGCUUGUCAAAAUUUCCUCAUGAAGCAGCUAGGUUGGAAAAGGCCUGUAAUGAUAUGAUGGCUUUGUAUCCUACCAUGAGUUAUCCUUUAGAAGUACUUUGCUUGCACUUUGUUAAUUCAGGUACUUUGUCAGAAGAGGCCCUGCACUGUUUUUCUAGGCUUUUGGAGAUGGACGCAAGUAGUGGUCCAGGCAUCAUUGGUUUUGGUAUAAAAUGCCUCCAAGAAAAGAAAUACAAGGAGGCUGUUAAGAGUCUUACUGAAGGUUUACAGAAGACUAACCAGUGUCCAGCAGCCUGGCAUUAUUUAGCAGAGGCACAGGUGAAAAUUCACAAAUACAGAAACGCUGUCCUGUCCUGCAAUCAAGCUCUUGAGGCUCUUGAAAUUCCUGAGGGUCCUAAUCUUCGGUGGAAGAAUCUUGUCCUUCAGUUGAAAGCAGAGACUUUGAUUAAAAUAGCUGAUGCUGCAGAAGAAGCCAUUAAAGCACUUGAGCAGAUUGUAGAUGCAAGCAGUGAUCCAGUGAUUUCAGCUAUAAGGGGCCAGGCUUAUCUAAACAAAGGUUUAAUGGAUGAGGCUUCUAAGAUUUCACAAGAGCUUCUGUUGUCCCACCCUGAUCUGGCUGAGUCCCAUGCCCUAGAUGGUUACAUCCAUUAUUCCCAAAAGAACUAUGAACAAGCAGAAAGAAGUUUUCUGAAUGCUAUUGAAAGAAAGGCAGAAACUGCAGAGUAUCAUCAGUACUUGGGGCUCACAUACUGGUUCAUGAGUGAUGAGACAAAAAAAGACAAAGGAAAAGCACUCACUCAGUUCUUGAAGGCUGCAAAAUUGGACAGCUACUUGGGAAGUGCCUUUUUUUAUUUAGGUAACUACUACAGAGACAUUGCUGGAGAUAAAAGUAGAGCUCGUGGUUGCUAUAAAAAGGCUUUUGAACUGGACGAAAUGGAUGAAGAAUCUGGAACAGCAGCUGUAGACUUAAGUGUGGAACUUGGAGACAUGGAUACUGCUCUGUCAAUCCUGAAUGAGGUAACUGAAAAAGCAAGCCCUGGUACAGCAAAAUGGGCUUGGCUUCAUCGUGGACUUUAUUACCUGAGAAGUGGUCAGCCAUCACAAGCAGUAGCUGAUUUGCAGGCAGCUCUCAGAGCUGAUCCAAAGGAUUCCAACUGCUGGGAGUCUCUAGGGGAGGCUUAUUUGAACAGAGGUAGCUACUCAACAGCUCUGAAAUCCUUCAGGAGAGCAAGUGAGCUGAACCCAGGGCUCAUGUACAGCACUUACAGAGCUGCAGCACUUGAGCAGAUUCUAGGCAAAUAUGAAAAUGCUAUAGCUACCUAUCAACAAAUUUUGAAGAAGACAGAAAACUAUGUGCCUGCGCUGAAAGGACUUGGUGAAUGCUAUCUCAUGCUGGCAAGAUCAGCACUUGAUAACUAUUUGGAUAGGAAGGCUGUGGAUUACAUAGAGCAGGCUCUUGAAUAUUUUACAAGGGCAAUAAAGCACCGUCCUGAUAUAUCUUGCCUCUGGAAACUUCUUGGAGAUACCUGUACUAGCGUGCAUGUUAUUUCACCAAGCAAAGUGCAUGUUCAAGUACUAGGAUCCCUUCUUUGGGGAAAAAUGGGUAAAAACGCAGACAAACAGAUGCUGAAGAAAAAUGAGCUGCUCAUACUGGGAGGAAGGUGUUAUGGCAGAGCUUUAAAAUUGAUGCCUUUGCCUAGCAUAUGGUGUGAUCUUGGAAUAAAUUAUUAUCGACAAGCAGAGCACCUCACAGCAAUGGGCACUGACAUGAAUGAGAUCAGUGAACUGCUAGAGAAGUCUUUGCAGUGUCUCAAAAAAGCUGUAAGACUUGACAGCAAAAAUCAUCUUUUUUGGAAUGCACUUGGUGUAGUUGCUUCUUGUAGUGCUAUUGGGAAUUAUGCUCUUGCUCAACAUUCGUUCAUCAAGUCUGUUCAAGCUGAGCAAAUUAAUAUUGUUGCCUGGACCAACUUGGGGGUUUUGUAUCUGGCAACUGGAAACAUUGAGCAAGCUCAUGAAGCCUUCAAGGUAGCCCAGUCUCUGGAGCCUUCUUACUUGCUGUGUUGGAUUGGACAGGCUCUUAUUGCAGAGACGGUAGGCAGCUAUGACACUAUGGAUCUCUUCAGGCACACAACUGAACUCAAUAUGCAUGCUGAGGGAGCAAAAGGCUAUGCCCACUGGGUAUGUUCAACACUGCAGAACAAAGCCAACAGAAACUCUGAACUAUAUCUGUACAACAUUGUACAAAUGAAUGCAAUUCCAGCAGCCCAGGUGGUAUUGAGCAAAUAUACAGAAAGAAAUCCAGACGAUGCAUCUGCUUUCACAAUGCUUGGUUAUUUGAAUGAGUAUCUACAUCUGAAACAGCAGGCAGCGUAUGCCUAUGAGAGGGCAGCUUCAUUGCUGAAAAACUCUGAGGAUACUGAAAAAUACAAUACAGCAAUACAAAACUAUGGCAGGUCACUGUGUGCCCUUGAUCUGUGUGAUAAGGCCAUUGAAGUUUAUGCAUCAAUACCCCUAACUGAGUUUGAUGGCAUUGUGGGGCUAGCAUUAGCUUACUUCAAGAAAGGACUCUUAGAAGAAAGUAUCAAAGCCUAUGAAAAAGCCCUGUCUGUUGCUGAGUCUGAAAAAGAUAGAGCACAUAUCCUGACUGCCUUGGCAAUAAUAGAAUAUAAACAGGACAAAGUGGAUGCUGCAAAGACACUGCUGUUUAAAUGCUCAUUAAAGGAACCUAGUAUGGAAAGUCUGAAGGCUUUGUGCACACUAGGACUGGUAAAACAGGAUGCAACACUUGCAACAGCAGCCCUAAAAGAAUUACUGAAGCAUGAAAAAGGGGAUGAUGGAAUUUAUGAGCGGUGCCUUACUGCAUCUGCUAUUUAUGCAUUACAAGGUAGAAAUGUGAGGGUCCAGAGAGAAGUCUCCAAAGCAGUACACAGUAACCCAGAUAAUCCUGCCCUCUGGUCUCUUCUAUCUCGAGUAGUUCCACUGUCUGCAUCACAAAAGGCAAAAGGGGGAGCUGUGGCAGGAAGUAUCGCACAUAUAAUCGAUGCAAAGCAUGGAAAGGAAGUCCUGCUGAAUAUUGCAGUUAAUCAAUUGGCAGCAGGUCACAUGCUAGAAGAUGAGAAAAACAACCCUAUAAAAAAUAUCCAGAGGGCCAUCCACAUCUGUCCAGAUAAUCCUACUGCCUGGGCAGUGCUAAUGGCAGCCUGUCAUGCUGAAAACACUGUUGUCUGUCUAAACAACACUCAGCCGAAACGAACAGGUCUAGAGAUGACACUUGUGUCUACAGUUUCAGCCAAAACUGGGGAAAGUAACCUUCCUCAUAAUUAUGUCCAUAUUCUGGAAGACUGGUGUCUCUGUCAAGCUAUUACCAGUCUAGAGGAGACCGGUAAACUAUCAGAAGCUGAAGCUCUUUGUAACAAGGCUUUAAAAAGCUGCCCUGAGCACCCAGCUCUGUUUUUGCUUUUGAGACAAGUUCAGUGUAAGCAGCUAUUGAAGUCUCACAAAGAACUUCCAGGCAACAUCCUGGAGGAGCUUCGCAAGACAGUCAUGACCAGUCCAACUUCAGUUGCCGCCUGGCAAUGGCUGGCAAAAGUAUAUCAGUCUCAGAGAAUGAUGAUUGGAGCAGAGAUGUGUUACAGAAAGAGUCUGCAGUUGGCGUCACAGCAGGGCAGCUGGAACGGGAAGUUAUCCAGUCUGCUCAGGCUAGCUAUGCUCGCACUGGAAAUCUGCAUGGCUAAUGUCUCAAAUGAGCACUGGCCAUCCUUGGUUCAGGAGGCAACAACAGAAGCUUUGAAACUUUCUCCUUGCCCCCUGGCAGCUCUGCUUCAAGCCCUGCUACAGUAUAAUCGCAAAAUGGGAGCAAGGGAGACUCGACGAAUGUUGGAAAGAGUGGUUUAUCAGCCAGGGAAUCCAGAAACUAUUGUGUCGGUGGCACGCUGGUACCUCCUGCAACAUCUGUAUGCCAAAGAGGAUUGUGAAUUAAUAGAUGUGCUUAUAGAAAAUGCCAAAGCUAAUGGAGAUGUUAGAGCUCUGGAACUAAAUGAGAAGUUGUCAGCAAGCGCCUAGUAUGGACUAUCUCAAGCAAAAUAAUCUAACAUUCAUCUAACUUAACUAGUUCACCUUCCAGAAACGUAUAUGGUUUGGGCUAUUGUAUUUGUUUGUCUGGUUUUGUUUUUUUCUGUUUCAUCAACUGCAACUUUGUCCUUAGUUUUACUUCUUCUUGAACAAAAGUAGGCUAUUUUCUUGUUGAGUUAUAUAACCCAUAAAAUCACACUUUACUUAGAAAAGAAAA